UCUGUCUUCCUGUACUGGCCUCUACAGGGCCUGCUCUGUUUUCAGAGACAUCAAAUAUGGCAGGAUUCACGUAAGCAACCUCCUCCUGGCCCUGCACAUGCUGGGCAUCCUGGUCACGAGCGAGGAGAUGCACUGUAUUCUUCACCUCGUCAGUGUGGACGGACAUGGAAGUCUGAACUUCUGUCAAUUCUUGGAAGCUGUGAACACAUCCUCUCCUUUUGCAGAAACAGACGCUUUCCAGAAUACUCUGCAAGCUUUCAGGAAGAUGAAGAAGGGGACAGUGACGGUUGAAGAACUGGAGCCAAUCUUGCACUACCUGGGAAUCACUCUGAGCUCGGAAAUUUUGCAGCAAACUCUGGGACGCACAAAAGUGAACAAGAACGGCAAGUUCGACAUUUCAGAUUUUCUGUUGGCUGCAAAAGAAUUGCAGAGAAGCCUCGAUGAUGAAGAAGAAGCGCUCCUGUAUGAAUAUGCCACUUCCAAAAGAAGCCCUUUUCAAGAUGUGUCUGACCUCGUUGAUGCUGAAUACAGACGCAGGAGAAAAUACUGGGACUGCUUUGACGAGGAGAUGCCCGUCCAUACCUGCCUCCUUCCCCUCUUGAUGUGCCAAGAGUCAGAUGAAGAUGUUGCUCUUGGCAAACAGCAGAGUAAGACCUCCAACAUGGAUGUCAGACGGUCCAGUACUGCAUCCACCAAGGAGGAAGUGAAAGAAGGUGACGCCAUGGAGGUGACGAGUUCCAGCCCUGCAUCCCUUGCAAAUAAUGCAAAGGAGGGGAAUAAAGACAGCGAUGCCGUGGAGCAGGGGAAAUCCCAGGCACAACCACCAACUCCAAACACUGGGGAUCCAGUCCCAUCCUAGUGAAUUGACUGACAGAAUUUGGGUUUCCUGUUUGGGUUUUUACAAAAAUAGAACUGCUGUUAAACCUC
Heteronotia binoei (common prickly gecko) is the source of this 927-nucleotide messenger RNA. RefSeq lists its product as uncharacterized. The record is from RefSeq and is a predicted model, not a curated record. NCBI's taxonomy places the organism in Eukaryota, Metazoa, Chordata, Lepidosauria, Squamata, Gekkonidae. The coding region runs from base 98 to 859 and encodes 253 amino acids. The transcript is spliced from 5 exons.